CCUGGGCGCAGGCGUACUCGUCUCCCUUCCAUCCUGCUUCCUGAGCCCUGGAGCUCGGGCCGGCACGGGUGGGCCUCGACAGCAGCGGUACCGGGGGCGGCAAUAGUGACAGCGACUGCGUGAGAGCCGGACGGAAAUGGUGAUGGCGAUGUCAGAUAGCGCGGCGAGCCGCCUGAGGCGACAGCUGGAGUCGGGAGGCUUCGAUCCGCGGCUGUACGUGAAACAGCUCUCGCAACAGUCGGACGGGGACCGGGACCUGCAGGAGCACCGGCAGCGCAUCCAGGCUCUGGCGGAGGAGACGGCGCAGAACCUGAAGCGCAACGUCUACCAGAACUACCGGCAGUUCAUAGAGACGGCCCGCGAGAUCUCCUACCUGGAGAGCGAGAUGUAUCAGCUCAGCCACCUGCUGACCGAGCAGAAGAGCAGCCUGGAGAGCAUCCCUCUAACCCUGCUGCCGGCCGCCGCCGCCGCCGCCGCGGGGGCCGCCGCCGCCUCCGGAGGGGAGGAGGGGGGAGGUGGCGCCGGGGGCCGCGACCACCUCCGGGGCCAGGCUGGCUUUUUCCCCAGCCCUGGGGGCGCCUCCCGCGACAGUUCCGGUCCAGGCGAGGAGGGAAAGCAACGCACUCUCACCACCCUGCUCGAGAAGGUGGAAGGCUGCAGGCACCUGCUGGAGACGCCGGGACAGUACCUGGUAUACAACGGGGACCUGGUGGAGUACGAGGCGGACCACAUGGCCCAGCUGCAGCGGGUGCACGGCUUUCUCAUGAACGACUGUUUGCUGGUGGCCACCUGGCUGCCCCAGCGGCGGGGCAUGUAUCGCUACAACGCCCUCUAUCCCCUGGAUGGUUUGGCCGUGGUCAAUGUCAAGGACAACCCGCCCAUGAAGGACAUGUUCAAGCUGCUCAUGUUUCCCGAGAGUCGCAUUUUUCAGGCAGAAAACGCAAAAAUCAAACGAGAGUGGCUGGAAGUGCUGGAGGAAACCAAGAGGGCCCUCAGUGAAAAAAGACGCAGGGAGCAGGAGGAGGCAGCGGCCCCUCGAGGGCCACCGCAGGUGACAUCCAAGGCCAGCAACCCAUUUGAGGAUGAGGACGACGACGAACCAGCUGCUCCAGAGGUAGAAGAAGAGAAGGUAGACCUCUCGAUGGAAUGGAUCCAGGAGUUGCCUGAAGACCUGGACGUUUGUAUCGCCCAGAGGGACUUCGAAGGGGCCGUGGACCUGCUGGAUAAAUUGAACCAUUACCUAGAAGAUAAGCCCAGUCCGCCUCCGGUAAAAGAACUGCGGGCCAAGGUGGAUGAGCGGGUCCGCCAGCUCACCGAGGUGCUGGUUUUUGAACUCUCCCCGGAUCGGUCCCUGAGAGGUGGUCCCAAGGCUACCCGGAGGGCUGUCUCCCAGCUCAUCCGGCUGGGCCAGUGCACGAAGGCUUGUGAGCUGUUUUUGAGAAACAGAGCAGCGGCGGUGCACACGGCCAUCCGCCAGCUUCGCAUUGAAGGCGCCACUUUACUCUACAUCCAUAAGCUGUGCCAUGUUUUCUUCACCAGCCUUCUUGAGACGGCAAGGGAAUUUGAGACAGACUUUGCAGGCACUGACAGUGGCUGCUACUCUGCCUUUGUGGUCUGGGCGAGGUCAGCCAUGGGCAUGUUUGUGGAUGCUUUUAGCAAACAGGUGUUUGACAGUAAGGAGAGCCUCUCCACAGCAGCCGAGUGUGUCAAAGUGGCGAAGGAGCACUGUCAGCAACUGGGUGACAUCGGACUGGACCUCACCUUCAUCAUCCACGCCCUUCUGGUGAAAGACAUCCAAGGGGCCUUGCACAGUUACAAAGAAAUCAUCAUCGAAGCCACCAAGCAUCGCAACUCCGAGGAGAUGUGGAGGAGGAUGAACCUGAUGACUCCGGAGGCCCUGGGGAAGCUCAAAGAGGAGAUGAAGAGUUGCGGGGUGAGUACCUUUGAGCAGUACACCGGGGAUGACUGCUGGGUGAAUCUGAGUUACACGGUGGUUGCUUUCACGAAACAGACCAUGGGCUUCCUGGAAGAGGCACUGAAGCUGUAUUUCCCGGAGCUGCACAUGGUGCUCUUGGAGAGCCUGGUGGAGAUCAUUUUGGUCGCUGUCCAGCACGUGGAUUACAGUCUUCGGUGUGAGCAAGAUCCAGAGAAGAAGGCCUUUAUCAGACAGAAUGCAUCCUUUCUGUAUGAAACGGUCCUCCCUGUGGUGGAGAAGAGGUUUGAAGAAGGUGUGGGGAAACCUGCCAAGCAGCUCCAGGACCUGAGAAACGCCUCCAGACUGAUCCGUGUGAAUCCAGAAAGCACAACGUCGGUGGUCUGAUGUCUGGACCUGUUUACGUGUCUACAUAUUGCUUAUAUAUUAUUUAUAUUUAUAUUAAGGUGUACUAGCAUAUUCUUUGUAGUCUCAAACACAGCCUCAAAGUAAAAGAUGCUUUCUCAUAUAGAAAUGCAAAGUCAAAAGGGGGAAGGAAAAAAUGUUAAAUUAAGCCCAUGUAACAAAAAACAUUGGAAUUAUUAAAAUAUAUGCUUUCCUUUUCAGCGAUGCUAACUCUCUAACGAGUAUAUUGCCACACUGUAGCAUUUCAGCUUACCCUUUGAGUCAAAACACACUUUCUCACAGUAUAUAUUAUGCAGCACAGAUAAACAAUAUCUAUACAUGCCUAGAGUUUAAAUAUGCUGUGAAAGUUUCCCAGUUCACUAAGAUGUUAGGUUUCUUAAAGAGCACAGUAAAGCACGCUGUUUCACAUACUUCUGCACCUUAAAAUGUGAUUGAACGAUUUGGAGAAAAGAAAGGAGUUGAGAAAAUUGAUUUUAGGGUAAAUUUUGAUCAGAAGAAUGCCUUCUAGUUGGUGUAGCUGGCGUGUGGACUCGAAUACUCGGAUUCUGGUUGAAUACAAGAGGAAGCUGUCAGACGGUUCGGCCCAUGUUGCCGGUGUAAUUUAAAUGGCUAAUUAGUUUCAGCUGCUGAUUAGCAGCCUUAUAGUACUUGAUUUCAGAGCAUUUACUGGGAAAUCUUAAGGACUAUGAUAAGUAUGUUUUUUUUUUGUUUUGUUUUGUUUUUUUUUUUUUUUUACAGAUUUCUGAGUCUGAAGUUCCAGCUGGAGCUUUUGUCUUUAUCGUCUUAAAGAAAUAAACAUAGCAAACAGGACACAUCCGGGAACCUGGCAGCAGCCAGUGAUGUUAGCUGUCCUCGCCCACUUUCAUUGUGGGUCACAUAUAGCGGCUCAGACGUCUUGCAAAUGGGAGAAAAGUCUUCACUGACAUGUUUAUUUAGAUUUCAGGGCCUGGGUGGGCGGGAAGUUAGGAAAAAUCAUGUGCAAACCCUGUCAUGUUCUCAAGUAUGACUGCUUUGAGCAGAGAUUUGUUUUCUUUUUAAUUUUUUUUUUUUUUGAGAUUUGUUUUUCUUUUCUUUUCUUUUCUUUUCUUUUCUUUUCUUUUCUUUUCUUUUCUUUUCUUUUCUUUUCUUUUCUUUUUGGCAGCCAAGUGGAGAACAGAAAAGUGAGACAGUGUGCACAAAGAGGGGAAAAGAAAAACCUUUGGUGAUUCCUACUGACAUGCUCCAUGCUGCCUUUUUCUUGUUUUUUGUUUUGUUUUGUUUUGUUUUUAAUUUGUGUUUCAAAAUAAGUAUAAUGCUUACUUCGUAUUGUUUAGUAAAACAAAAAUAACUAAAGAAAUUUGAGCUUCCCAAGGUUUCUAAACUGUAACUUUUAUUGUAAAUUGAUUAUAUAGCAUUCCUCAUACUUGGAGACCCGCCUUUCCCCAGGCUUCUAGUUGUGGCUCUUGUCCAUAAGUGGUAUUUCUGAUGCCGGAUGACUUCAAAAGGUCACUUCUUUUAUCUGAAUAUAAACACGGGUAUUAAGACUGUGGAAAUUGUGUAAAACCUAAAACAGCUUCCAUUUGCAGCUUAGGGUUAUAAAAGCUCCUUGACUUCAUUACUCAUAUGCCAGACGAACCUUUUCUUUUCUUUCUCGGUGUGCAUAUUUAAAAGGUUGAAAUGAUCAAAGUUACAGAUUCUCUUUGAUUUUUUUUUUCACACAGCUUUAGCGUUUUCUAGAUAAUAACCAAACCUGGAUAUCUCAGUUGGACAAAACAGUUAUAAUCUGUCUUUUUUUUUUUUUUAAGGAUCGCUGGAAACUUGAAUUUGAAAAUUUUGUGAUUAUUUUGUGCCACUUACAGUUUCUAUAAUUAUAUUGUAUGAAACCCGUAGUGUGUAAAUAUUUGAUGUGGGGCGCCUGAAAUACUUCUGAAAUCAAAACUUCUCUUAAGGCAUGAAGUUGUAAAAACCUCAGUGUGUGUACUCGGAUGCUUAAAUGGUUGCCUCUUCGUAGAACUGUCUGCUUUAAAACUGGAAGUACAGAAUUCUCUUCUGUCAAAGGCUGCGUGUUCCUUAAAGUUGUGGCUGAAGAAGUAUGCUCUGGGUGAAUCAGUUAGUGUGGGGAGUGGAUUAGACCUUCAAAGUUACGAAGUAUGUCUGUGCCCAGACAGAGCAAUUUCGCUGCAUUCCUCCAAGUGGGGUCAGAGUUCUUCUCUCUAGCUUUGUGUUUCAUUAGACUCCAACACAAGGUCUGAAAGUUGGAUGCGGUUAGAGAUCGUCCCCAAAUAUAGUACAUACUGUAUUCCACCACUUACACGUUGAUUGCCUUUUCUCAGUUGCUUCCAACAUAACACUGUCACUUGAACGUGGAAUCACAGACUUGACUGAAUUAAUUGCUGUUCUGAAAAAAUACACCCUGUGGAAUUAAGUCUUUUUUGAUUAAAGCCUCAUUUCACUUAAGUGCUGAAAACUCACUUAUUUUUGUUUAAAAUACUACCUAUAGUUAAGUCAUUGGCACUUGUAUUUUGCAAUAUGCUUACAUAAGACUGGGAAUUCGGGACUUGACACAUAGUGUAAAUUCAGUUUGUGUACAUUUUGCUUAUUGACAUGCUGUGAUCUGAGGGAAUCUGAGAUGUUUUACCAAAAUAAAGCUUAAAUUUUUUCUUACACUGGAUAAAACUGAUUGGUAUUACAGCAUUAUAUCUAUUUCUCUUCUUUAAUCAGGAUUUAAUAUUCUUACGUUCAUGCUACUGAAUUGUUUUCAGAGAUUAUGUUGGUUUUUUGUUUUUCUAUAUGAGGAUAAGUAUGAAACUGUAUUUUAGAUAAGUGUUCUGCUACUGUCAGAAUUGUGAAUUAAGUCAGAUCACAACUUUUUAGGAUUGCCCCGUAUGGGAAAUUCCAGGUACACAAAAUGUGAAUUUACUCUAAAAAGUGGGUUUUAUAUCAUCUUUAAAUGAAGAAAAUACCAUGUGGCCAUAUGACCUAGGAACUAGGACCAUAAAUAACAGGGGAUUUCUUCUUAGAAAAAAAGUAAUAUGUGGAUAUUGAGGGAACUGUCACAUAAAAUUGAUUAAACAGUGUUUAUCAAAUGCCAUUUCUCACAUUAACUAAAAGGUGGGGUGGGGAGGACAAAAUAAAGUUAAGCAUGCUCUCUCUUAAUAUGCCUAAAGAUUGGAGAAAAAAAGAGACUAAAAACUUAGGAAAAGUAAAUUAACAAAUUAAAGGCAAAACAAUGUGUUGCAAAUUAAACAAAAUUUAAAUAAUUGAAUAAUUGUAAACUCUGCAAAAAGCAAAACCCCAAAAACGUGUGUGUUGCAGUUUGAGUGCUGUGGGGGGUGCUGAGCAGGGACAGAUGGUGUUAUUUUGAGGAGUUCUGAACGUCUUUGUGAAAUUGUUGGUCUUGGAGCUGGUCCUGGACGGAGGCUAGAUGUGCAAGUUAGAUGUGCUAGGAAGGUGGGACAGGGAGCGUGAGCAGAGACAUGGAGGCACUGGUGGAGACCUGCUCCUGGUAGAUGUGAGGCGGGAAGCCCCAUAAAAAGGACCCCUAAGCAGGGCCACUACUCUCCCGCCAGCACCAUCCAGUUACCUGGCCCAGAAGCUCUAUCUCACUUUUUGCCUCUGAAACUGCUUACUUACCCCUAAAAUUCUAUUGGUUCCUUGAACUCACUUCUGAUUGGUUAUUUCCUUCACUCCUGAUUGGUUAUUUCUCUCACUCCUGAUUGGUCCUUCUCCCUCACUCCUGAUUGGUUAUUUUUUCCCUCCUGAUUGGUCUAUUUCUACAAAGCUUGUUCCUAGUUGGUCAACUUUUGUUAUACUUUAUUUGCAUAUGAUGUUGCAAAGUGUAAACUGGCAGCCUAUAAAGGCCUGUGUAACCCUACAGACGGGGUCCAGAGACUCCUCUGGGCUUGCUAGUGUAAUAAACCUGAGUUCUCCAA
Molecule: messenger RNA, 6249 nt
Organism: Camelus dromedarius (Arabian camel)
Lineage: Eukaryota; Metazoa; Chordata; Mammalia; Artiodactyla; Camelidae
Gene: EXOC8
Product: exocyst complex component 8
Exons: 1
Coding region: 137-2320 (727 amino acids)
Biological process (GO): intracellular protein localization; exocytosis; Golgi to plasma membrane transport
Cellular component (GO): exocyst
Source: RefSeq, a predicted model, not a curated record